Messenger RNA from Coffea eugenioides, 1266 nucleotides. Its product is annotated as isopentenyl-diphosphate Delta-isomerase I. Gene Ontology annotation, biological process: isoprenoid biosynthetic process; isopentenyl diphosphate biosynthetic process. The record is from RefSeq and is a predicted model, not a curated record. Gene Ontology annotation, cellular component: cytoplasm. The transcript has 6 exons. The coding region runs from base 81 to 1037 and encodes 318 amino acids. NCBI's taxonomy places the organism in Eukaryota, Viridiplantae, Streptophyta, Magnoliopsida, Gentianales, Rubiaceae. Gene Ontology annotation, molecular function: isopentenyl-diphosphate delta-isomerase activity.
CAACCUCCCACAGUCCCACCCAACAGACUUUGGCCUUUUUCUUGGCUACAAAAGCCAUUCAGAAAGAGAGAAAUCAGAAAAUGUCUUCCACAUUCACCACUCCUCGUUUUCAAACCGUCCUCAAGAGGAUCUCACUCUCCUCCUCUUCCCCCACUUCCUCCUCGACAUUUCCAGUCCUCAGAUCUCAUUCCCCAUUUGCUACCUCCUUCCUCAAACAAACUCUCUCCGCUGCCGCAUCACCUCUCUGUCGGAGCUCGCUGUCUUCUUCUGCCUCCUCCUCGUUCUCGCGCAUGUCCGCAGUUACAGCAUCCACCAGCAGCUCCACAGUCAUGGGUGAUGCAAUUGCCGAUGCGGCAAUGGACGUCGUCCAGAGACGCCUCAUGUUCGAAGACGAAUGCAUUUUGGUAGAUGAGAAUGAUCGUGUUGUUGGUCAUGAUACCAAAUAUAAUUGCCACUUGAUGGAAAAAAUUGAAUCUGAAAAUUUGCUGCACAGAGCUUUUAGCGUAUUCUUAUUCAACUCAAAGUUUGAGUUACUUCUUCAGCAACGAUCUGCAACCAAGGUAACUUUUCCUCUAGUAUGGACAAACACCUGCUGCAGCCAUCCACUGUACCGUGAAUCAGAACUUAUUGAAGAGAAUGUUCUUGGAGUGAGGAAUGCUGCACAAAGGAAGCUUUUGGAUGAGCUGGGUAUUCCAGCUGAAGAUUUGCCAGUCGAUAAGUUUACCCCUUUGGGUCGUAUGCUUUACAAAGCCCCAUCUGACGGGAAGUGGGGAGAGCAUGAACUUGAUUACCUUCUCUUCAUUGUUCGGGAUGUCAAGGUGAAUCCCAACCCAGAUGAAGUUGCUGAUGUGAAGUACAUCAAUCGGGAGCAGUUGAAAGAGCUUUUGAGAAAAGCAGAUGCUGGUGAGGAGGGUCUCAAGCUGUCCCCUUGGUUCAGACUGGUGGUUGACAAUUUCUUGUUCAAGUGGUGGGAACAUGUUGAGAAAGGGACACUCUUGGAUGCAGUUGAUAUGAAAACCAUUCACAAGCUGACUUGAGCUGUUAGCUCUGGUUCGUGACUAAUAAGUUUGAAGGUGUGAUAACUGUAGGAAGAUGCAUAAGGCUUUACAUUGCUAGUUUAUAUCUUUUUCCUGUUUCAGGCUUUGAGUGAGUUUAAUAACUGUACGAACUGUAUUAUAUAUGUUUCUUGAUUUUGUAUGAAAUAAAAAAAAUCACUGAAGUUUCUGUUGGCUUUUCGCAAUUUCGAGCGGUUUUGAAAAGUUGGAA